Messenger RNA from Gekko japonicus, 300 nucleotides. RefSeq names its product RNA-directed DNA polymerase homolog. The record is from RefSeq and is a predicted model, not a curated record. NCBI's taxonomy places the organism in Eukaryota, Metazoa, Chordata, Lepidosauria, Squamata, Gekkonidae. The annotation marks the transcript as partial. The transcript has a single exon.
AUGCCGCUGAUCAAAGACUUACUGGCGGAGGCGGCUAAAGGAAAAAUCUUCUCCAAACUGGAUUUGAGAGAUGCUUAUUUCAGAGUGCGCAUAAAAGAGGGGGAUGAAUCGAAAACAGUGUUCAACACGCCGCUGGGGCAGUUUGAGUACCUGGUGAUGCCCUUCGGCCUUCAGGGCGCUCCGGGGGUGUUCAUGAACUUAAUAAACGAGGUCCUACAUAAACACCUCUUCAAGGGGGUCCUUGUGUAUUUAGAUGAUAUCCUUAUCUACUCCCCCGAUCUCCCCUCCCACGUGACACUG